AUGGCACGCAAAUUGAGCCACCAGAGGGUCACGUAUGUGCUUCCUCUGCCUGAUGCCCCCGGUGGGCACCGGCUGGGAGUUAAUGGGUUGACCGUUGACUCUCAAAACUCCAUCUUGUAUUCCGCGGGCCGCGACGGUGUCAUCUGUUCAUGGGAUCUCGACUUCCCUCAAACCCCUUUCCACACGUCAAACCCAUACGCAAAUUCUACUCGACAACCGGGCCCAACUCGCUUCAAGACCCAAGUCCAGGCCCAUAGUCACUGGAUCAACGAUAUCGUCUUGACCCAAGGCAACUCCGCACUUGUCUCCGCAUCGUCCGACACUACUGUUCGCCUCUGGCGACCGCACUCGGAAUCGACAGAAGUCCCGGAGCGCAUUGGAAAACAUACAGACUACGUCAAGGCAUUGGCCAGCCCUGGUGGCCAGGCUAGCUGGGUUGCAUCGGGCGGACUUGACCAUAAGCUUUACUUGUGGGAUCUGAACGGAGGCGGAGAAAUUUUGAGUAUUGAUGCUUGUGAUGAUGAUGCGACCGAGAAGGGUUCUAUCUAUGCUUUGGGAGCGGGCUCCUCGGUUCUUGCCAGCGGCGGGCCGGAGAACGUUGUCCGUGUCUGGGACCCCAAAUCAGGAAAACUGAUAACAAAGUUCGUCGGUCAUACAGACAACGUUCGGGAUAUUCUGAUCAAUCAGACGGGUGACACUAUCAUGACUGCUUCGUCAGACCAGACUAUCAAGAUAUGGUCUCUCACCGCAGGUCGUUGCAUGAACACCCUGACUAUGCACAAUGAUAGCGUCUGGUCUCUUUACUCGGACCAUCCGGAUCUCUCCGUCUUCUAUUCUAGCGAUCGCUCAGGCCUGGUUGCCAAAACUGACACCCGGCGCUCGUCGGAUGUGGAGCAAGGUGUUUGCGUGGCAGCACUCCAAGAGCAUGAAGGUGUAGUGAAAGUUGCGGUAUGCGGUGAUUUUAUCUGGACAGCUACACCGAAGUCGAGCAUAAACCGCUGGAAGGAUAUCGACACUACGCUUGAGAUUGAGUCGCCUCCGGAACCCGUUCGCAACAUCGACUCGACUGCUACUGAACAGGCAACUGAUAAGACAAAGAAGAUUCCGUACAGUGCAGUGCUUCAGCUAUCAGCAACGUCAUCUCUUCUGGGGAGCUCUCCUUCGUCGAGAGUCCAUACUCCGGAGCCUGAUAUGGGAUCCGAUAUUGUGUCAAUGCCCGUACAUUCGCAACCGGAGGAGAGCAUUGAAGGACAGCAUGGUUUGAUCAAAUGCUUGAUGUUGAAUGACAGAAAGCGGACGCUCACGCAAGACUCAGCGGGAGAGGUUGUCCUGUGGGAUUUGCUUAAGUGUGUUCCUGUGCAAGCCUAUGGCAAGCGUCAUAUCGAAGAUGUUGCCGAUCAAAUCAAUACAACAGAGACUAUUGCCCAUUGGUGCACAAUCGAUAUCCGCACAGGCCGACUUUCUGUGAUCCUGGAGCCAAAUCAUUGUUUCGAUGCUGAGGUCUAUGCAGACGAGGCAGGCCUAUCAGAUGCCGAUCUUGCGCUAUUCCGCGAUGACCAACGAAUCAACCUUGGAAAAUGGAUUUUGCGCUGGCUGUUUGCUCCCUUGGUAGACGAGGAGAUUCGACGGGAUAGUGAAUAUCGUGAGACUGCCAUUUCUAAGGCAGAGGAACUUGCAGGGCCCAGCCUUCACGCUACAUCCGGUCCCGGCGAUGAUAUUCCCCGCAGCGUCGGAAUUCCUAUCUCGCAGGAUCCCUCCAAGACGACCUUGCGUCCAAACUCGGAUUUCCCGGGAAGCCCCAACACCGGGGGCUUCGGCAUAAAUGCUGGCACGCCAUCUUCAGCAAACUAUCUCAGCACCUCGAUGGCCAGCAGCGUUUCCCCGUUCCCUAACUUUGAUCCAGAUACCCCAGAAGCUUUACCAAACACCGAUGCCAUGCCACCUUCAUUUUCCGACAAAUCCGACUAUUUUUCGUCGCGGAUGGCCCAGGACAGCGACAAACCACCCAUGUCUCCAUCUGAAGGUAAUCCAACCGCAGGACUUCCACAGUCCCCGGCAGAGCCGGACAAGGAAGAACGCAAGAAGGGUAGCCUGUUUGGCAAGAAAUUCCGUAUGGAUAUCAAGAAGCUGGGUCGAACAUCUACGGAUCAGAAGCCACAGAUCCCGGAAGAAAAGGUCGAGGAAUCAGAAGUAUCAUCCGUCAAGGAGGAGAAGGUGUACGACCCCAAUAUCAGUGGUGUCAUUGAUCGCAUUCGUCAUGAGUAUGAUGAGUUCCUAGCCACGAGCCAUAGUCGAGAAUUGGUGACAGCCAUCACUCCCAGCGCAACGAGCGAGACUCCCCGUCUUUAUAUCCCAUCUCGAACCGCUGUCUUCAUCCAAGAAGAGACAGGCGAUACUGCUGUGGCCUCUGAUCUUUACCGAGGAAGUGUGGGCCGCAUUGGACAAGAGAUUGAGCGAUUGGAAAAGUCAAUUCCACACUGGCUUGGCGAACUUCUUCUCAAGAAUCAAAUCCCAUUCAAAGAACAAGUCAAGAUUGCUUUCAUUUUGAAGCCUUUGGAUGACUUGUUGCCACCAGUCGUCAAACCUGAAGUCGCGACUGCAAACGGAGGGCCACCGCCCCUUAAUCCCAAUGGUAUUAACAGUUCCCGGCUGAAUGCAAAUCGGAUGUUACGUGCCAAGAAGGUGCUAGCAUACGUGGCUGAACGCAUUGAUCCAUCGAACCCUGAUGAUCCGGAGGAUAGUGUCAUGCCGGCGGAGGAGUAUCUUGAGCUGUACUGCCAGAAGACUUUAUGUCCACCAAACAUGACUCUCGCUACCAUCCGCUCAUGUCUCUGGCGUACUUCAGGUGACAUGAUUCUGUACUACAAGGCAAACGGCAAGAAGGAGAUUCGAUCCCCUCCAUCUUUGACUAGCCACAAUGGAAAUUAUGGGUUCAACGGGGAGACCGGAGCUCUAAAUGGGAAACGCCACGCCCCUCCUGGCAGCAUCCACUCAAUGACCAAUUCAGGGUCUGUUUCUGGAUCGGUAGUCACCUAA
Penicillium verhagenii is the source of this 3036-nucleotide messenger RNA. RefSeq names its product WD repeat protein. The record is from RefSeq and is a predicted model, not a curated record. The transcript is spliced from 8 exons. Gene Ontology annotation, molecular function: ubiquitin binding. Gene Ontology annotation, biological process: double-strand break repair via homologous recombination; protein deubiquitination. NCBI's taxonomy places the organism in Eukaryota, Fungi, Ascomycota, Eurotiomycetes, Eurotiales, Aspergillaceae. The coding region runs from base 1 to 3036 and encodes 1011 amino acids.